Messenger RNA from Penicillium taxi, 1074 nucleotides. RefSeq names its product putative C2H2 finger domain protein. Lineage: Eukaryota; Fungi; Ascomycota; Eurotiomycetes; Eurotiales; Aspergillaceae. The transcript is spliced from 3 exons. The record is from RefSeq and is a predicted model, not a curated record. The coding region runs from base 1 to 1074 and encodes 357 amino acids. Gene Ontology annotation, cellular component: nucleus.
AUGACCAAAAAGAAACGUAACACCGGGCCUACCCUCCAAGAACUUUUGGAACGUCCUUUUUGCUACUACUGCGAACGCGAUUUCGAUGACAUGAAGAUUUUGACCGGUCAUCAAAAGGCUAAGCACUUUAAGUGCGACAGCUGUAACCGCCGUCUAAACACCGCCGGUGGAUUGGCUGUCCACAUGCUCCAAGUUCACAAAUCCCAACUUGAAAAAAUUGAAGACGCUCUGCCUCACCGCGCGGGGAUUGACGUCGAGAUUUUUGGUAUGGAGGGAAUGCCUCCAGAGGUGCUCAAGGAGCACCAAGACGCCAUUAUUGCGCGCUUCAACGCAGCCGAGGCCCAGCGUACGGGAAACUUCCCCUCCUCCAAACCUGGUGGCCAAUCUAAUAAACGCCCGAAGCUUGAAAGUAUAUCGGACAUGAAGAUGCGCCUUGCGGCGCACCGUGCAAAGCGUGCCGAAGAGGCCGCCGCUGGAAGUACUGCGAGCACCGGAGACGCAACUCCCGUUGGCGAGGUUGCACAAGUCACCACACCCAGUGAAUCUUCCCCGCAGGCUCCUCCCACGCCGGGGAUCGUUCAGCCUUUCAAUUUCGAGUACGCAGCACCCACCGCACCUCCCACCGUACCUCCCACCGGCCAUCAUUUCGCACCAGUUGUGAACUCCACUUAUCAGGCAUUUCCACCCAUGGGUGGAUAUCCGAUGUCCGCUCCUCAGAUACACCCCAGCGGAUACACUUAUUCGCCUCACAGCUAUGGAGUGCCAGCCUAUCCCGUCCCACACACUAUUGAAGCUACCAAGCCUUCACCUCUCCCACUGCCGGUCGGUCUGCCACAGCGUCCGAACUUUGCCAGCCCUCCAAAUGUGAGCCAAGCGGCCCUUCCCUCAGUUCCAGUCGCUAUCCCUGCCACCACAACUGUGGCCCCAAGCCUCCCGACCAUGAACGAGAAGGCGACUGUUACCUCCGAUAAACCAGCCAAGAAGGCUAAGGCCAUCCGACUGGUCUUUUCAUCGAAUGAUAUCAGCCCUGAAGAGUUGAUGGCCCAGCUUCCCCGCUUCGCAAACUCUAGCUAA